AUCUUGCCCAGAUUAUCCGGCCAGCUACAUUCAACCUGCGCCCAGCUGAUCUUUCUCGUCCAUCCACACCACUGCGUCGCGAUGUCUGUCCUUCCACCGACGUACUUGGUGGCGCUGAUCCUGGUGUUCAUCCUCGUCCGCCUCCGUCGUAUCCUCGGUCUUCCGUCGCUGCUUCUGGACGGCGUGGCGUUCUAUAUGCCGCCCACGGCAGCGGUCCUCGACUCGCUCAACACGCCCGAGGUAGCCAAGGCCAAGCACCAGAAACCCCAAAAGACUGUGGGUGAGCGGCUGCAGGCCAUGCAGCUGACCAUGUCGCCCAUCACCACGCACGCGAUGACCAAGUGUUUGUUCUUUGACUUGUACGACACGCUCGUGACGGCCACAGUGUCGUCCGUCGUCGUGUUUGCGUACAUGCAGGUGUUGCCGGCCUCAACGCCCGACCCGAGCUACUACCUCUUGCUCGUGUCGCUGGUGUUGUCGCUGGGGUUCCCAUUCUUCAUCCAGUACGGCAUGUCGUCCUCGUACGAAAAGCAGCUUGGGUUUGGCGUGGCCGUGCUUGGCACGAUCGUCGCGCUGUUCAGUCUGUACGCGCCUCCCUCCCUUCAACUGCUCGACUUUGACGUCGAAGGCGCCGCCGCUUCCAUGGACGGUCGGUGGCAGGUCCUUCUCAGCGCCAUGGGCAUGCCGAGCACGUCGUCCGCUUGGAAGACCCACUGGCUCAUGUGCCUCCUCGCGGUGCUGGCGGGCCUUGUGUCGUCGGCGACACUCUUGCCCGCGCUUCGGUUUGCGAAAAUGUACUCGGAUUUCAUUGCUUCCAAGGCCAUUUCUCCGUCUUGGAAGAUCGUGCUGCACCUCAACAUGCUGCUGCCGGUCGUUCUCACGUGGGCAUGGCUGCGUCCGGUGGCCAGCUCGCUACUGCUCGGCGAUGACGCCGUCAUCUGCCCGACGUCGGACUCUUCGUCGUUUUCGUGGAUCGCGCCGCGGGACUGCGGCGAUCGGCGGCUGUCGUGGCUGUCCGAGUCGACCUUUCGCAACCUCCGUGUGCAUGUCCUCGUUGCCGCUGCCCUCGUCCGCCUCGCGUGUUACCGUAGCCACUUGCAAUACUUUUUGCUCGAGCCCAAGCAUAAAGUGACCGCGCAACUGCUGCUCCAAGGUCGGGUGGACACCCAAGCCAUCACGGACACGAUCGUGGGGCCGUUCAGAAACCUCCCCGUGAUCUGCGUGCAGUAUUUGGCCCCCGUGGGGCUGUGGCUAUCGGCGGCGCUGCUGUUCCAGCGCAAGGCCGGGCACUGUUUGUACUGGAUGGAUAUCUUGGCCCAGGUAGGGAACCCCAUCCCACCGUCCUUGCUCUGUGCCGCUCAAGUCACGGACCUGCUGCCGACCACGCCGUUGUUUGCGUUUGAGCACAGUCAAGUGCUGGGCUGGCCAGAGUUUGAAGCGCUCCUCCACGGAUUGAGGGAAUUUCCACUGGCGGAACCAUUGUGGUACCAAAGUGUGCUCGGGUUUGUCGUGUGGUGGAGCGCGCUGUCGUGGUGUGUGCUCAGUGCCGUGGGCCUUGUGUACUGGCGCCAAGCUGCGGGGUUGCAACGGCCGUGGAUCAAAGCCAAAACCCAUUAACAUAGUCUAAUAUGGGAUAAACUAGUUUGUGGCGCCGACUGAUGUACACUACUUCAAAAGACUACC
Aphanomyces astaci is the source of this 1683-nucleotide messenger RNA. RefSeq lists its product as hypothetical. The record is from RefSeq and is a predicted model, not a curated record. The transcript has a single exon. The coding region runs from base 82 to 1617 and encodes 511 amino acids. NCBI's taxonomy places the organism in Eukaryota, Oomycota, Saprolegniomycetes, Saprolegniales, Verrucalvaceae.